This is a messenger RNA of Hydractinia symbiolongicarpus, 1383 nucleotides long. RefSeq lists its product as uncharacterized. The record is from RefSeq and is a predicted model, not a curated record. Lineage: Eukaryota; Metazoa; Cnidaria; Hydrozoa; Anthoathecata; Hydractiniidae. The transcript has 2 exons. The coding region runs from base 1 to 1383 and encodes 460 amino acids.
AUGUCUUCAAGUGUCCCUCAAACUCAAAACUUGUUGGAUCGUUGUUUAACAGCCCUUCAUUGGGCUGGAAUGGGCUUUAGACCUUCAAAAUCACGAAGCAUUGUUAUAGCUAAUGGAAAAGUUUUAGACCAGUCUCCUUUUUGUGUCCUGCAAGAACCAAUCCCAUCUAUUCACGCAAAACCAGUUAAGUUUCUUGGCCGGACGAUAAAUUCAACAUUGUCAGAUUCAGCUGUUGUCCAACAGGUUAUUGUUAACGCUGUAGAGCAAGUCAAACUCAUAGAUAAGUCUUCCCAUAGAGGCAUUCACAAAGUGUGGUUUUUGCAUUAUCUUCUAAUACCCCGAAUACGAUGGCCUUUUUUAAUUUACGAAGUUCCGAUAUCUCGUAUUGUUUCACUAGAACAAAAGUUUUCUUUCUUCAUAAGAAAGUGGCUGAGACUCCAUCACUCUAUUUCUAACAUAAGUUUGUAUUCCGCUUCAUCGCCAUGCCCGUUACCUUUAAAAAGUCUAUCCUCUAUACUAAAAUCUGCUAAGAUCAGCGGUCAUCUUCUCCUCCGAGAUUCGGCUGAUCUUCUAGUGUCAGACUCUCCUGCAGACUUAAAGGCUGGACACUGGAAGGUAGAUCAAACAGUAAAAUCAGCAGAGAGUCAACUUGAGUUCAAGAAAAUACUUGGUUUCCAACAGUUUGGUAGAGUAGGCUUGACACUCUUAUGGCUUACCAGAAGCCAUAAGAGUGUCCCAGCAAUUGGUACCCAUUCUUACCGCAAACUUGUAUCAGAUGUUGUGCAGGACAGUAACUGGACUAAAUGGUGCUCGUUUAUUAAAUACGAUCUUUCUUGGAAGAACCUACUGUCUCUGCCACAAUGUUUACCUUCGUUUUGCAUCGGCGCAACCUAUGACACGCUUCCUUCUUGCACCCUAUGUAAAAAACCCUCUUUUAACGUGUCCCACAUUUUAGGCGCUUGUAAAUUAGCCCUUUCACAAGGUAGAUUCACGUACCGCCACGAUAUUGUUCUACGUGUGUUAGUGACAGCCAUUCAGAAGUUCUUAUCCGAUUAUGAGCCAGCAAAACCAUCUAGAUGUCAUAAAAUAUCCUCUGUUCGAGCUGGUAAACGUCUUCCCACCAAAAGGCGUUCAAAAAUUCAAGGUAUCCUUCACCUGGCCUCUGAUUGGAGAUUAUUGUCAGACUUAGAUUCAACCUUAAUAGUACCACCUUAUCUUGCUGUAACUCAACUUCGUCCGGACACACCUUUAACUUCUGCCAUGACCAAAACUGUAAUUAUCCUUGAAUUAAUUUGCUCAUGCGAAGAGAACAUGGAGACUUGGCAUGGAGUUAAGGUUGAUAAACACUCGUCACUUUGUUCCGUCAUGAGAUUAAACAAUUAA